This is a messenger RNA of Musa acuminata AAA Group (dessert banana), 1493 nucleotides long. RefSeq names its product PHAF1 protein At3g51130. Lineage: Eukaryota; Viridiplantae; Streptophyta; Magnoliopsida; Zingiberales; Musaceae. Bases 66 to 1361 code for a protein of 431 amino acids. The transcript is spliced from 15 exons. The record is from RefSeq and is a predicted model, not a curated record.
UCGGGCUCAGCAGAUCGGUGCGCAAGAAACGGCAGGAGAUCGAGAAGACCGCAAGGCGCAUCGCGAUGCAGCAGGUCCAGCAUCAACCGAGAUCGGCGGGGACAACGAGGCGGCGGCGGUGCGAGAGCACGUCCAUGGGUAUCACCACCUUCGACCUCCUCCCCGGCCGCGGCUUCGGGCCCUUCACCCUCGGGAUGCCUUUACACGAAGCAUUUGCUCAAGUAGAUCAUCAACCUAACAUCUAUGAUGUGGUUCAUGUGAAGUAUUUUGAUGAGGAACCUCUAAAGUUGGAUAUUGUUAUUAGCUUUCCAGAUCAUGGAUUCCAUCUUCGUUUUGAUCCUUGGUCACAGAGACUUCGUCUUAUUGAGGUUUAUGAUGUCAAACGGUUACAGAUGCAAUAUGCAACCAAUUUGAUUGGUGGCCCUUCUAUGCUAGCUACUUUUCAAGCAGUAUACACAUGUUUUGGACCUACGUAUCCUGGAACUUAUGACAAAGAUAGAGGAACUUACACACUAUUUUAUCCGGGUUUGUCCUUUGCUUUUCCCAUUCCAAGCCAAUAUGCAUAUUGCUGCCGAAAUGUGGAAGCAGAGCUGCCUCUUGAGUUUCCUGAUGGAACAACCCCAGUGACAUCCCGUGUCUGUGUAUAUGAUGGUUCUUCAGACAGCAAGGUUGGCGUAGGAUCAAUUUUAAACAAAGCUACAGUACCUCCAUUGCCUGCUGGCAGCCUAUACAUGGAAGAAGUGCAUGCUAAGCUCAGAGAAGAACUAUGGUUCACAGUUGGAAAUGAGCAUAUUCCUUUUGGUGCAUCUCCACAGGAUGUCUGGACUUUAUUAGGAACUCCUUGUGGAAUCCAUCAAAAGCAGGUUGAUCAGAUGAUGAUCCACUCAGCUUCAGACCCUCGUCCGCGUACCACUCGUUGUGGUGAUUACUUCUACAAUUACUUCACUCGUGGUCUGGACAUAUUAUUUGAUGGACAGACUCAUAAAAUCAAGAAGUUUGUUUUACAUACAAAUUUCCCUGGGCAUUCAGACUUCAAUUCUUAUGUGAAAUGCAACUUUGUUAUCUAUGAUGCCGAUGUAGAAGGUAUAAUACAGCCCGGCAGCACAACAAAAAAUUGUAUUACGCCUAGCACAAAGUGGGAACAAGUAAAGGAGAUUCUUGGAGAUUGUGGUCCGGCUGUAAUCCAGACACCAGGUGCGACGAACAGUCCUUUUGGAUCAACAUUUGUCUAUGGGUACCAAAAUGUGGCCUUUGAGGUUAUGAAAAAUGGUUAUAUAGCUACUGUUACUCUCUUCCGAUCCCAAGUUGUAGUCAUCACAAAGAAAUCAGAGCUGGAUGGCAAUGUUAACUUGAAUCGAUGAACUAUGUUGAAAGGUAUGCUAACAUCUGAUCGGCUGUUGGCCUAAACUUCAAGGUUACCAAAUGUAGUCAUUUUAGCCAACAGUUUGUGUACUGUUUAAUCUAAUGCAUCUGAACUGCUGCAGCCUACACUA